AUGGCUGCGGCGGCACCCUCGAAACCAGAGUAUCCUGGUAAAUUGCUAAAUGCAGCAGCAAUAGCAAAGCCAUUUCAAGAGAGUAUCAAAGCCGAUAUCAGGCACCGGGUCGACAAGAAUCUUCCGGUACCGAAACUGGUCGGUAUUCUUGCAAAGCCGAGCUCUCCGUCGAUUGCGUACGCAGAAUGGACGCGAAAAGCGUGCGAAGAUGUCGGGAUAAAGUUUACUAUCUGGAAAACGUGGGACGACUCGCAGGAUGUGGAAAAGUUCCAGACGGAGGACAACUCCGAAAGCCUCACAAACUUUGGCCUCGAAGCCGAUGUGGAAGAUCUUAUUCUUGCAGCGAAUCGUGAUUCCAGCAUUGAUGGUAUUAUGGUGUACUACCCCAUAUUUUGUGGGCGUCAAGACACGUACUUGCAGCAGAUUGUCGAUCCCCGCAAAGACGUCGAGGGUCUCAACUUUUACUACUGCUGGAACAUGUACCACAACGUGCGUUGGAUCAAACCCUCGCAGAUGGGGAGCGCCCCCGGCGCGACCAGUGAAGGAGAUCUGCGCAGCCAGGACGUAGCAGCUAACGAAACUGUGCCCGCUGGGUUUGCCAAGAGCAUUUUGCCUUGCACUCCCCUUGCAGUAGUUAAAUGUCUGGAGGCCGCCGGCCUAUACGACACACAUCUACCGUACGGCGACCGUUUGCAAGGAAAAAACAUCACUGUUAUUAACCGCUCCGAGGUGGUUGGCCGACCGCUUGCUGCACUGCUUGCAAACGACGGCGCGCGCGUGUUUUCGGUGGACAUUGACUCUAUUGUCGAAUUCAGCAAGCGCCCGGAUGACGAGGGCAAGCAGGGUUUGGGAUUUUCCAAGUCGAAAGUGGUGGUCGAGGCACACAAGCAAAAUACUUCUGCACGCUUGCGUUCCGCACACCUUGUGUCCCCUUGCACGUACAAAGAUGCAGAGUCGUGUGUGCGCGUGUCCGAUGUUGUGAUUGGCGGCGUGCCGUCCGCGAGCUACAAAGUGCCGACUGCAUGGAUCAAGGAAGGCGCUACAUGUGUCAAUUUUAGCUCUGAAAAAAACUUUGAGAGCAAUGUGCGCAGCCGUGCCGCGCAGUAUUUGCCCGCCAUUGGCAAAAUGACCGUUGCCAUGUUGCAGCGCAAUCUCUUGGUACGUAUACCCAUCUUUUAA
Molecule: messenger RNA, 1179 nt
Organism: Malassezia vespertilionis
Lineage: Eukaryota; Fungi; Basidiomycota; Malasseziomycetes; Malasseziales; Malasseziaceae
Gene: mtd1
Product: methylenetetrahydrofolate dehydrogenase (NAD(+))
Exons: 1
Coding region: 1-1179 (392 amino acids)
Biological process (GO): purine nucleobase biosynthetic process
Cellular component (GO): cytosol
Molecular function (GO): methylenetetrahydrofolate dehydrogenase (NAD+) activity; methylenetetrahydrofolate dehydrogenase (NADP+) activity
Source: RefSeq, a predicted model, not a curated record